UUAGAAAAUCAGCUAUCAAAUAAUUAGUUUAUUAUAUGUAUAUAUAUUAGCGAUCAAAUGGGAGACUCGCAAGAAAAUAAUAGAGGAAAAAGUAAAGACAAAGAUUAUGUAACUUGGACAAUGGAGGAAACCAAUGAGUUGUUACAUCUCUUGGUGGAUGCUAUGAAUAGGGGGAUGCGUGAUGCUAAUGGAUUACUUAGCAAACAAACUGUAGAACGGUCAAUACUUCCUGACCUAAAUGCUAAGACUAGGUUCCCUAAAACUUAUACUCACUAUUUGAGUCGGAUGAAGUGGUUUAAGAACCAAUAUAACAUGAUGUCAACACUUAUGCGUCACAACUCUGGUUUUGGAUGGGACUCAAUUGCAAAAACUUUCACCGCUACUGAGGAAGUAUGGAAAGAUUACUUAAAGUCACACCCAAGUCACAACAAACUUCGAGGAAAGACUAUGAUUGAUUAUGAGUAUUUAAAGAUUGUUGUUGGGGGUGGAGUUUCUACCGGGAAUAAUUCCAUAGCGGUAGAUCCAGAUGAUACAGAUGCAACAACUUUAGAGCCAGAAAAUGCAACAACUUAUGAGCCAGAAAAUAGAAGUGUUGGGAUAGAAGAAUUUUCAUAUGAUGCUAAUAGUGACACAUUUGUCCCUCCAGAUAACUAUGAACCACAAUAUCAACCUCCAUCACCAAGCCAACCUAGUCCACCAUCUCAUCCCCCUUUAAAUUCAGAGGUUCCCUUAGAAAGACAAAACAGUCACAAGAGAAAGAGAUUCGAGUAUGGAGGAAGUUAUACCACUGUUGGGAUCAACAAUCAAGACAAUGUUAUGAGAAACCUUUCUGUUGGCAUUGAGACUAUUGCUGUGAAUUUUGAAAAAAUAUCUAACAUGAUGGAGAAAAGAGAAAAAGAUAGAGAUAGAGAUAGAGAGCUCGAGGGUAUUAUUUGGGAAGUUAUAAAAGAUAUUCCAAAUUUGAAUGACAUGACGCGUUUCAAGACGGCUGAAUUGUUGAAUACUAAAGCAAAAAAGGACUUUUUCUUAAAGAUGUCAUCAGAAGAACGCUCAUCUUGGAUAAAAUUCAAGUUAGGGGAUGAUUAAUAUUUUGAUCAUCUAUUAUUUAAAAUAUUAUGUUAAACAUCGUGAGUUUGUUGAACUAUAACUUUUGGGUCUCUAUUUUGGUUGUA
Molecule: messenger RNA, 1172 nt
Organism: Trifolium pratense (red clover)
Lineage: Eukaryota; Viridiplantae; Streptophyta; Magnoliopsida; Fabales; Fabaceae
Exons: 2
Coding region: 58-1086 (342 amino acids)
Source: RefSeq, a predicted model, not a curated record